CGCAGGCACAGGUGCCUCGCCGCCGGCCAGGGAGCUCCGGCCGCAGGAUGGGCAACUGCGCGGGCCGCAGCGACUUCGAGUGGGUCUACACCGACCAGCCGCACACGCAGCGGCGCAAGGAGAUGCUGGCCAAGUACCCAGCCAUCAAGGCCCUGAUGCGGCCGGACCCGAACCUCAAGUGGGUGGUGCUGGGCCUGGUGCUGGCGCAGCUGCUGGCCUGCUGGCUGGUGCGGGACCUGGCGUGGCGCUGGCUGCUCUUCUGGGCCUAUGCCUUCGGCGGCUGCGUGAACCACUCACUGACGCUGGCCAUCCACGACAUCUCCCACAACACCGCCUUCGGCACGGGCUACGCCUCGCGCAACCGCUGGUUCGCCGUCUUCGCCAAUCUGCCCGUGGGCGUGCCCUACGCCGCCUCCUUCAAGAAGUACCACGUGGACCACCACCGCUACCUGGGCGGCGACGGGCUGGACGUGGACGUGCCCACGCGGCUCGAGGGCUGGCUCUUCUGCACGCCGGCGCGCAAGCUGCUCUGGCUGGCGCUGCAGCCCUUCUUCUACUCGCUGCGGCCGCUCUGUGUGCACCCCAAGGCCAUCACCCGCAUGGAGGUGCUCAACACCCUGGUGCAGCUGGCCGUCGACCUCACCAUCUUCGCGCUCUGGGGCACCAAGCCCGUGGCCUACCUGCUGGCGAGCUCCUUACUGGGCCUGGGCCUGCACCCCAUCUCCGGCCACUUCGUGGCCGAGCAUUACAUGUUCAGCAGGGGCCACGAGACCUACUCCUACUACGGGCCGCUCAACUGGAUCACCUUCAACGUGGGCUACCACGUGGAGCACCACGACUUCCCCAGCAUCCCGGGCUGCAACCUGCCCCUGGUGCGGAAGAUCGCGCCUGAAUACUACGACCACCUGCCGCAGCACCACUCGUGGAUGAAGGUGCUCUGGGACUUCGUGUUCGAGGACUCCCUGGGGCCCUAUGCCAGGGUGAAGCGGGUGUGCAAGCUGGCCCGGGACGGCCUCUGAGCCCCAGCCGCUGUCCCCGGGGCCGUGCUCACUUUCCGUGCUGCGCAGCUUGCUGCCCGUGCCCUGGCCCUGGGCCAUGGGUGCUCGGCUUCCCUGACCCGAGCCCUCAGCUGCCACCUGUUCCUCUGGACCCUGGAAGUGCUGUCAUGGCCAGGCCUGGUGGCGGAGCCGCUUGGUUUGCAUGUGGGCUCUGUGGCACCUCUGGGCCUUCUGGGGCAGGCGAGGCCCAUGUCACCUGCUGGGCUCUGCGCCUGGGCUCUCCGUGGAGCUAGCUGCCUGGUGUUCCUGUACCACAUUAAACCAAGGUUUGUUUCCA
Molecule: messenger RNA, 1335 nt
Organism: Chinchilla lanigera (long-tailed chinchilla)
Lineage: Eukaryota; Metazoa; Chordata; Mammalia; Rodentia; Chinchillidae
Gene: Degs2
Product: delta(4)-desaturase, sphingolipid 2
Exons: 3
Coding region: 48-1019 (323 amino acids)
Biological process (GO): ceramide biosynthetic process; sphinganine metabolic process
Cellular component (GO): membrane
Molecular function (GO): sphingolipid delta-4 desaturase activity
Source: RefSeq, a predicted model, not a curated record